AUGCAAUCCAACGAGGGCCCUUCCUCAGAUCUUCCGGUCGCUCCUUCCAUGCGCCGGUCAAGUGAUGCUGCGGAACAUUCUGGACUGACAGACGCCCAACGCACCCAAUACCUCGCUCAAUUUCACAUCAUUGAGCUCGAAUCCUACCUCAAAUGCCAGGAAAAGGUGUCUCAGGAGACCAGCUUGAAUACUCAGGCACUUGCCUCGAUCAUCACCCAACUCCACGAGGUCAAAAGAAAGGGACCCAUCUCGGCAAUAGACAUCGAAAAUGUCAUUGAGAAGGUCAAGGCUGCCAUCUCUGCGACAAAUGCCAGGUCCAAGGCUAUUAACUUGAAGGAGGUUGAGGCUAGAGCUCGAAUUUGGUCAGAGAUUGAGGGGGAGGACCGUCGCUGCCAAAAUUUGAGGACCAAUAUCCCCGCCGCCGCUGCCUUCCUCCACGUUGUUGACACCCUCGAUGGUAUCUACCACAAGUUGGCAAUGGCUCUUCGGGCGUCUCAGCCUCAAUCUUACUACACUUUGAAGAGAGAGAACACCCGGCUUCAGAACAAUGUGGCGGCUCAGGAUGACACCAUUGCUCGCUUGGAGCAGGAGAUUGCGGAGCUGAAGCAAUCCAAGGAAAGUUCGUCUGAAGGGACCCUGAUCAACCUGCUCGACUAG
This is a messenger RNA of Colletotrichum phormii, 657 nucleotides long. RefSeq lists its product as uncharacterized. The transcript has 2 exons. Bases 1 to 657 code for a protein of 218 amino acids. NCBI's taxonomy places the organism in Eukaryota, Fungi, Ascomycota, Sordariomycetes, Glomerellales, Glomerellaceae. The record is from RefSeq and is a predicted model, not a curated record.